AUGUUCGGCCCAUUCCGCGCUACGAACCCGCUCUCGGGUGGUCUUUUGUGGAAGAUCCCCUGGAGGCUGUCGAAAUUCCAGAAGAGACGACACAGGCUGCGACUGCGGGCGGUGGAUAGCGUUGUAGCGACGCUGGACGCUGCGCUGGCGAAGAGGGGACAGACUUUGGAGGCCAUUGAGCGGUGGAAGGCUGAGAUGCCGACCGAGGAGGAGAUGCUGCCGAAGGAUAAAUAUACCAUGUUUGAUCGGAAGGAGAAGAAGUACCGAAAGGGCAUUCACAAACUGCCAAAGUGGACGAGAGUCUCACAGAGAAUCAACCCUCCUGGAUACUAA
This is a messenger RNA of Trichoderma asperellum CBS 433.97, 333 nucleotides long. Its product is annotated as mitochondrial 54S ribosomal protein mL60. The record is from RefSeq and is a predicted model, not a curated record. NCBI's taxonomy places the organism in Eukaryota, Fungi, Ascomycota, Sordariomycetes, Hypocreales, Hypocreaceae. Gene Ontology annotation, molecular function: structural constituent of ribosome. Gene Ontology annotation, cellular component: mitochondrial large ribosomal subunit.